UAUGAUUGGCAUUGUAGUCGAUUUAAAAUCUUGUGAUUUUAUUGUUGAAAGCAUUGAAGUACCUGUUGAAGAAUCAGUUGCUAAAUCAGCAGAGUUUGCAUCUAAAAUGAUGGAAGAUGGAUCAGCAGCAGCUCACGAGCAUGGUAUUGUUCACAAGGCAACUCGUGCAAUUAAGGAAAUAUUGCUGAUAUCUGCAAUUGCGAGGACACAACUUAUGGGCAUUGUGAAACCAUUACCGAUGGCUGAGGCUGGUGUUGAUUUGGUAGCACAUAGCGAAAUGAUGGAUGGUCCUAUUGUCCACAUAUGUGCUGCUUUAGAUAAGAAUUGUUUCGAGAAAAUGCCGAUUAUUAAGCAUGUGUUCGUCGUUAUCCCAGUAGGGAACUUAAAAGCCAGCUAA
This is a messenger RNA of Dimorphilus gyrociliatus, 397 nucleotides long. The record is from the annotation of a GenBank genome assembly. NCBI's taxonomy places the organism in Eukaryota, Metazoa, Annelida, Polychaeta, Dinophilidae.